This is a messenger RNA of Penicillium nucicola, 981 nucleotides long. RefSeq lists its product as uncharacterized. Bases 1 to 981 code for a protein of 326 amino acids. The transcript has 2 exons. The record is from RefSeq and is a predicted model, not a curated record. NCBI's taxonomy places the organism in Eukaryota, Fungi, Ascomycota, Eurotiomycetes, Eurotiales, Aspergillaceae.
AUGAAUCCCUCGACACAGUCACUCGAUGUCACCUUGGAGGCACUUUCCGCCCUUUCGCUCAGAGGCGAGCGGAACCAACUGGAAACUCUCAUACAUGACUUCUUCUCCCAAACAUACAAAGCGGCCGCCGAGGCAAGACACAUCUGGGAAAGGGAAGGCUGGAAUGGAGAAGGCCUAUCAAACUACAUUACUUUGCUUUGCGGGAUAUUGAACUUUCCGGCUAUUCUGCUGCUCAACCCAAGUGGCUGGGACUAUCUUCCGUGGAACGAGAUGAUUGAGAACUCACCCACAUUGACAUGGCUUGAACAAGCUUUGGAGCCCUGGGGCUUCACUUUGAGGGAUAUCAUCAUCAUUGAUACGUUUCCUCUGUUGACGGAUCGGGAUAUGAAUUCUAUGGAAGAUGCUGAGAAGUUGCGAUUAUCCAGCGAGGUGUUCAACCUGACUGUCAGUUUUCUCCACCGGUUUAAACCACCAGUGAUGGUCUCGUGUCAGUGUGCGACCAAAACAUCCCACCCUCGUUGGGGUAUUGUGGAACACCCAGUUGCUGCGCUCCUUUGCUCCUCGGUUGGCGGUGCACGACGUCGAGAAGUGGCCCAACUGUCUGUGAAUGAGCGCAUCAUUCAUGUUGUUCAAGGGUUUCAUCCUAUGUAUAUUGAACGCACGGCAGAUCCAGAGAUACGUUCAGGUCUUGAUGAAACUCUCCACAGCAUAAUAGAAAAACUCUACCGGCCUUGUGCGGAAUGGAAGGAUCAGCGUGACCGGGAGUGCCAGGAAAACCUCCUCGUGGCUGCAAGAGAAGUCGACGCUACAAUGGCAGCUUUCCUGGAUAGCCUCACGGCGUACCGUCGUUGCCAGCGCCAAGCAGUCGGGUUUGAGACCAUUUCUGCUGAGCGAGGUACGCAUUAUAAGUUUUCCGACUGGGUACAGUUUAAGGCUAAAGUUCGCUCGUUCGUGUCCACUCUCUUGCCUGCGUCGUUGUGA